AUGAGGGGGCUCGGCGGGGAGGCGAAGGGCGGCUUCUCCUCGGCCCGGGCGGCCCGCCUGCUCCUGGCCCUGGGCUGCUGCUGCUGCUACCUGCGGGCCGCCCGGCCGUACAACCUGGACGCCCCCAGCGCCCAGGUCUUCCAGGGCCCCGGCGGCGCCUUGUUCGGCUACUCGGUGCUGCUGCACGGCCACGGGCCCGGCAGAUGGCUUGUUGUGGGAGCUCCUAAAGCCAACUGGUCUGCAAACAGCUCGGUGGUGAACCCAGGUGCUAUUUUCAAAUGCCAAAUUGGGAGGAAUCCCGAGAGGAAUUGUGACCUGUUCCAAGUGGGUCAUCCAAGUGGGGAAUGGUGUGGAAAAAGGUGUGUGGAAGAACGAGACAAUCAGUGGCUUGGGGUUAGUUUGUCAAGGCAGCCUGGAGAAAAUGGAUCUAUUGUCGUUUGUGGCCAUCGAUGGAAAAAUAUCUACCAUAUGAGAAAUAACGACAAACUUCCUAAUGGCAUUUGCUAUGAGAUACCUCCUGAUUUUCGGACAUUGUUGAGUCAAAGAAUAUGUCCUUGUUAUCGGGAUGCCUUGCAAAGAUAUGGAGAGAAAUAUGGAGCAUGCCAGGUUGGGAUACAUACAUUUUACAUAGAGGAUUUAAUUAUUAUGGGAGCGCCAGGGUCAACUUAUUGGACUGGGUCCAUCUUUGUAUACAACAAAACAGCGAAUACCUUUCUCCCGUACGUGGAUGCGGAUAAUCAAGUAAAGUUUGGGAGUUAUUUAGGGUAUGCUGUUGGAGCAGGUCGGUUCCUCUCUCCAAACAGUGUGGAAAUAGUCGGAGGUGCUCCCCAACAGGAACAGACUGGUAAAGCAUAUAUUUUCAAAAUGGAGACGAGUCUACCCAUUUUGACUGAACUGAAGGGUAAAAAGCUUGGAUCUUAUUUUGGAGCUGCUGUCUGUGCAGUGGAUCUCAACGGGGACGGCCUCUCGGACUUACUGGUUGGUGCUCCCAUGCACAGUAAAGUCAGAGAAGAGGGAAAGGUCUAUGUAUAUAUCAACUCGGGCUCUGAAUCGAAGAUGAUAGAGCUGGACAUAGCAUUGAGUGGGAGUGACUUAUAUGCAGCAAGGUUUGGAGAAUCCAUUGCCAACUUGGGAGACAUUGAUAACGAUGGCUUUGAAGAUGUAGCCAUCGGUGCUCCACAGGAAAAUGAUUUAGAAGGGGCAAUUUAUAUAUACAAUGGGAGGGAAGAUGGAAUAUCACCAACCUUCUCACAGAGAAUUCAAGGCAACCAAAUCAGCAACUCAUUACGUAUGUUUGGUCAUUCUAUAUCUGGGAAUAUUGAUGUUGACAACAAUGGAUAUUCAGAUGUAGCAGUUGGUGCUUUCCUGUCGGAUUCUGCUGUGUUGCUCAGGACAAGAGCAGUCGUGAUAGUUAAAGCAUUCUUUGAGCACCCUCAUUCAGUCAAUCGAACUAAAUUGGAAUGUGUGGAGAAUGGACAGCCAGCUGUGUGCGUGAAUUUGAAGAUUUGUUUUACCUAUCACGGACGAGCAGCUCCGGGUUAUAUUGUAUUGCUUUAUAAUCUAAGUCUGGAUGUUAGCAGGAGGCCAGAAACCCCUGCAAGGUUUUAUUUUUCGUCUAAUGGAACGUCCGAAACUGUCCUUGGAAGCACUGAGAUUUACAACAGCAAUGUCACUUGCAGAGAUCACCCAGCAUUCAUGAGGAAAGAUGUAAGGGAUAUCCUGACUCCUAUACAAGUGGAAGCCACUUACCACCUUGGACAUCAUGUUUUGAAAAGAAAAAGUGCAGAGGAACUCCCACCUCUCCAGCCUGUUCUUCAGCAAAGAAAAGAAGACAAUGUUGUAUACAGCAAGUUUGUUUUUGCAAGAUUUUGUUCUCAAGAAAAUUGUUCAGCUGACUUGCGAGUUUCUGGAAACCUUGGACUUCCAAAGCCACAUGAAAAGAAGUCUUAUCUUGCAGUUGGAAGUGUGAAAAUGUUGACGUUAAAUGUCACCUUGUACAAUGCUGGCGAUGAUGCCUAUCAAACUGCCCUCCGCAUCCAACUCCCCAAAGGUCUUUAUUUCAUCAAAAUUCUAGAGCUGGAAGAAAAGCAGAUACAUUGUGAAGUCUCAGAAAAGGAUACUCAUGCAGUGAGACUUGAUUGCAGUGUUGGAUAUUUAUAUGUAGAUCAUCUGUCAAAGCUGGAUUUUAGUUUCCUGCUGGAUGCAAGCUCACUUACAAGGGCAGGAGAUGACCUCAUCAUCAGCAUUAACGCAACCUGUGAAAAUGAAGAAAAUAAGGACAUACUGUUGGAUAACAGCCUAACUUUAACUUUGCCUCAGAAGUAUGAGGUUGAGCUAAACGCUCAUGGGUUUGUGUCACCCAUGUCAUUUGUUUAUGGACCGAGCGAAGAAAAUGUAGCAGUUACUUGCAUGAAGGAAAUGAUCAACUUUACUUUCCACGUCAGUAAUCCUGGCCUAAGUCUGGCUCCAAGUGUGGUCUUGGAAAUACAGAUACCCAAUUCUAUUGUACCGAAAGACAUCCGGCUGUUCAACAUUUUUGACGUUCAGACAACGGGUGGAAAAUGUGUCUACAAAAGUUAUAGAGACUGCAUCUUGCCAGAGAAAAAUGAAAACGUACUGCAGGAUCUGAUGACUUUUCUUACAAAGCCUCACAAGAGGUUAUUGUACUGUAUGAAAAAUGACCCGUUGUGUUUGCAAAUACUUUGCAACUUUGGAGACUUGGAAAGUGGCAAAGAAGCAACUGUUCAUGUCUAUUUGGAAGCAACCCCAUCACUGUUAAACGAGGAUGCCGCUUCAGUCCUUAAAUUCGAGGUGAGAGGGAAAGCUUCAUCAGAUAAAAACCCUAAAGUUAUUGAACUACACAAGGACAAGCAAACUGCCUAUGUCAUUCUGGAAGGACUGCACAACCAAAAAGCAAAAUGGAGUGUUACAAUGUUAUUUGUUGGAUUUGGUUCAAUAGUUGGAGUUCUUUUGCUUCUGUUUCUUUCAUAUGUUUUGUGGAAGGUUGGCUUCUUUCAAAGAAAAUAUAAACUUAUUCCCCAAGAAGAGAACGGAAGACUAAGCUGGAGCUUUGUAAACAGCAAUCAAAUUCCCAGUGACAAUUAA
This is a messenger RNA of Euleptes europaea (tarantolino), 3105 nucleotides long. It is a transcript of the gene ITGA4, whose product is annotated as integrin subunit alpha 4. Gene Ontology annotation, biological process: cell-cell adhesion; cell-matrix adhesion; integrin-mediated signaling pathway. The transcript has 28 exons. Gene Ontology annotation, molecular function: integrin binding. Gene Ontology annotation, cellular component: external side of plasma membrane; integrin complex. The record is from RefSeq and is a predicted model, not a curated record. The coding region runs from base 1 to 3105 and encodes 1034 amino acids. NCBI's taxonomy places the organism in Eukaryota, Metazoa, Chordata, Lepidosauria, Squamata, Sphaerodactylidae.